This is a messenger RNA of Adineta ricciae, 855 nucleotides long. The record is from the annotation of a GenBank genome assembly. NCBI's taxonomy places the organism in Eukaryota, Metazoa, Rotifera, Eurotatoria, Adinetida, Adinetidae.
AUGUCAAAUAUGAAUUCAAUGUUGGUAACUUCAGAACAUCUAAAACAAUUCGAUGAACAUGGUUAUUUUAUUCUUCCAUCGAUUAUUUCACAAGAACAUCUUCAAAUGAUGAAUGAAAUUAUUCAACGUGCAAUUGCAAAACGUGAUGAAGAUCUAAAGAAUGAAGUUAACAAAGAUGGACUCAUUCAAUGUUCAACAGAUGGAAAAUAUUUCUUCUUCAUGCACGAAGAUCAUGAACCACAAAUGAAGAAAAUUAUCUUCAGUUCAUAUAUGGAACAAAUUACAAAAGCGAUAUUAGGUGAAAAAGUAUAUUAUACUCAUUCAGAAAUUGUUGUUAAACGUGGAGAAGGAGAAAAAAGAGAUUUUGGCGAAAGAACAAAAUUUAGUUGGCAUCAAGAUAGUGGUUAUGUUCCUUAUAAACAUACACCAUAUCUAAGUUGUUGGUGUGCAUUAACUGAAAUGACAUCAACAAAUGGAACUAUUUCUGUUUUACCUAUUGAAAGAAAUCCACCCGAAGAUAAAGAUCAUCAUAUUAAUUGGUCAGGCAAACCACGACCAUCUGCUCAUAUUAAAUUUCCUUGUUAUCAACAUCGAAAAGACGAAUCAAGUCCAGAUUUAAUUGGAUAUUUUGGAACUGAUCAAGGUGUCGAAGUGACAUGUCCUGCAGGAAGUAUUGUGGUUUUUUCUAGUUUAACAUUACAUUGUUCAUCAGCAAAUCGUAGUAACACUCUUCGUUCAGCAUACAACGUUCAAUAUGGAGCAGUACCACUAAUGAGUGAAGAUAAUCAAUCAUUCCGACAUAAAGCUGAUCCAUUUAUCGUUCAAUCGGAAACUAUUGACGAAACCAAUCAGUAA